Rhizophagus irregularis DAOM 181602=DAOM 197198 is the source of this 250-nucleotide messenger RNA. The record is from RefSeq and is a predicted model, not a curated record. Lineage: Eukaryota; Fungi; Glomeromycota; Glomeromycetes; Glomerales; Glomeraceae.
UUGGUUAGUAUCUUAAAUUAAAUGAAUGUUCAAUUUUAAUUUUAUUUAUUUGUCAGCCUUUAAAAUGGAAAACACGUCUAUUUUUAUAUUUUUUUACUUCGCAAAUCUAAUUGCUUUGAAUGUUGUUAUGACGAAAAUUAUACAUUGUCCAGGUCAAUGUGUAAAUUUGAAGAGAAUUGAGCAGAAUUAUCACUAACUUGUAAUUCUGGAGUUAAAUUGUCACUACCUUCGUUAGUAGCAAUAUUUCCAA